This is a messenger RNA of Cyprinus carpio (common carp), 3772 nucleotides long. Its product is annotated as carbonic anhydrase 5B, mitochondrial-like. Gene Ontology annotation, molecular function: zinc ion binding; carbonate dehydratase activity. The record is from RefSeq and is a predicted model, not a curated record. Gene Ontology annotation, cellular component: cytoplasm; mitochondrion. NCBI's taxonomy places the organism in Eukaryota, Metazoa, Chordata, Actinopteri, Cypriniformes, Cyprinidae.
CUGAUUGGAUUGAAGCUGGACACCCGACCGACCCCAAACUGCUGGACGUUUCCUCCAUUUUAUCCCCUUUUACUGGGAUGUUUAAACCCGUCUGUCCACAUGCGCGUCAUUUUCGUCAUGUUCUCUUGACUAUAAACAAAAGCUGUUUGAGUUUCGUAAAACACAGACAGCUGGAGUUUGGUAUGUGUUGUUAAGCAGCCCUUUUUGCCUUCAUCCACCAACCAGUAGGGCGCGAGAGCAAGUUAGGUGUUGUUGGGACAAGUUCGGCACGAGAGCACACGCGAAAGGACAAUAUUUCACAUGCUUUGAGUUUUAAUCUGGGCCCUAUAUCAUUCAUUUUAGAUUGUUAGAGUAAACGAAAAACAUGGUGACACUGGCAGCGAUCGUAGCGCCUCUCGGUCGGCAGAUCCACAGACAUCUGCUGAAGCGUGUUAGAAACCAGCGCUGGAUACCUGCUCGGGCAUGUAACUUGUCUGCUUGCUCCAGCAAAUUUGUUCUCAGUCAAGUGCAUCCGAUGUGGCAGGAGCCGCUCGCCAUUCCCGGUGGAGAUCGCCAGUCACCAAUUGACAUUGUGGUGCGUAAAAGCAUCUUUGAUCCGCAGCUCAGACCCCUGAAGGUGCAGUAUGACCCGAGAACCUGCCAGCAGAUCUGGAAUAAUGGGUACUCUUUUCUGGUCGAGUACGACGACACCACUGACAAAUCCACUCUGAAAGGAGGACCACUAGAGGAUCAGUUCAGACUAUGCCAGUUUCAUUUUCACUGGGGGGAGAACAACGCCUGGGGCUCUGAACACUCCAUAGACCGCCGCCUUUACCCUGCUGAGCUCCAUCUUGUUCACUGGAACUCUGACAAGUACAGUUUGUUUGAGGAGUCUGUUAUUGAGGAUAAUGGACUAGCUGUUAUUGCAGUCUUUUUGAAGAUUGGAAAGAGACACGAGGGUCUGCAGAAACUGGUGGAUGCCUUGCCUGCAGUCAGGCACAAGGAUAGCGUGGUAGAGUUCACCAAGUUCGACCCUGCAUGUCUCCUCCCGGAAAACAUUGAUGACUAUUGGACAUACGCAGGUUCUCUGACCACUCCUCCUCUUACUGAGGCGGUGACAUGGAUUGUGAUGAAACAGCACAUUGAAGUCAGUCAUGAUCAGUUGGCAGUGUUUCGAAGCUUGCUGUUCACAUCGGCAGAGGAACAGUUGCAGAGAAGUAUGGUCAACAAUUUCCGCGUUCAGCAGGCUUUGAAGGGACGGACUGUCCGCUCUUCUUUCACCCCCUUCCUCUAAGAUGCUCCCCCAAUAAUGUAGCAACGAAACUCAGUGACCUUAUUCACAUAUUUACCUCCAAAACAAGCACAGACGCAUCAUUCACUUUUUACAAUGGAGAGCUAAUAUCCAUAAAGACUUAACAGGAUUUUGCCAAAUGUUUUCACCUUUUCCAACCAGGCAUUUUGGUAUAGAUUGGGGAGAUUCUAUUGAAAGGGAUUGACAAAGAUAUAGUUUAGUUAUUGGAGAGCCUGUUUACCCUCUGACAAAAGGUUCAUGCAAUUCAUCAUCAUUUCGAUAUGUUUGUAAAUGUAUUGAAAAUAAUGCUAGAACUCAGGUUAUUCUAAUUUCAGUAUGAAACACAUUUCCUCUCAAUACAGUGGCAAAGGGUGUCCACGUUUGUGGACAAACAGCUUCCUCUUGUGGAUAACUGACAGAAUGGAAAGGGGGGGGGGUAUUCAGUAGUUUUAGUUUAGUGGUACUAACUUACCUUGUUUGCUGCGAGGGAAUUUAUUGUAUGCAUGAAACUGUACAAUGCCUUUCAUUUUUGAUUGGUUUGUAGAUGUUAAAUAAUUUCACAUCAUUUCAGUAUAGAGAAAGUUUUAAAUAUUUUAAGGCUACAUUUGAAUAUCGCAGUAUAAAUAAGACUAGAAAUAUAGUUUUUUAAGGUUCACUAGACAUUUAAGGUUGUGAAAGGAAGAGUAGAUUAAUGCGCACAACUGUUUAGUGAAGAUGCAUUACUGUACUUGCUGUGUAGAUCAGAUUUGUAUAGAAUGGGUUAUCAUCCAAAGUGCCUUUUUCAUUAAAAUCAAUUAUCUGAUCAACUGAACAAAUGGUUGGCCAUAAUUGCCUUCUGGCAUAACAUGUGCUUCCAAUACAAAUCUCUUACAGUCUAUGUUGUUCUCAUCCAUUAAGCUCAUGAUUGUAAUUGUUCAUCUGUGGAUAUUUAAAGUGUUUUUAGUGUUGGUGAUUUAAAAAAAAACAUUAUAACAGAGAAACUUGUGUUUAGUCUCUAUGUAAGAAUGUCUUGUAAAAUGUAUUUUGGGGCACCUGGAUGUUUCUUUCCAUUCUAUGUCAUGAAAUACCUUUCAGAGAGGGACCUCCAUUUUCGAUCAUGUGUGCUCUUAGAAUUUAAUUUCUCCACUAGAGGCGUACAUGAGGCUAGACACAAUGGAGAAAUGAGACCUACAAUAAGACCAAUUGACUGUUAUAGUUCAAUCUUGGUGCAUUCCUUUUUCCUUUAAACAUGAUGUAAACAGCAAUAAGAAUAGAACUGUUAAAAUGAGACACUAAGAUUGUUUGAAACGUCCAGGACCUGUGGUAUGUAUCUGCAAAUGAAUUGUACGUUUACAUAAUGGCGAUGUUUUGGCAUUGAUGAUAAUAUUCAGAAGAUGGUUGAGAAGUAACUUCAAUGUUCUGUUGUUCCAAGGAAGUGCAGAAACAGCAGAGGUUCAACAUGCAGCUCUAUAACUGCCAAGAGGCGCUGGUCUCUUUGUGAUGGCUGAAUAACAAUGUUCUUGUAUAAACUGUCCCUAAAGUGGCCUCUCAUUUGAAUGGGCCAGCUGGUUUUCUCCCUGUUGGCUCCAUGGUUAAAAUUCAGAGUGAUACUAACUAGAACAGAAAGCUGGAUUUGCCCCUUACAAACAAAAGGUUACAGGGAGACCAGGAUCCAUUCCCUACACCUGCCCAAGUCUUUAGCUCUCAGUGUAGUGGACAUUCCUUCACAUCAGGAGGCCCUAGAAAGUUUUCUCAUUGAAGCAGAGUUCAGUAGCGUGUGAAAACACCUUUUGUUGUUUUUGAAUUUGAAUUAUGCAGUGUAUGAAUUAUAGUUUGAGGUUUUGUGACAUUCUGACUCUUUGCUGUAAUGGGUUGGCACUAGGGACAUGGAUUUUUAUUCUGGUAGGAUUUUCCUUUGUUUUGUACUUUUUAAGUAGCUUGAGGCCUUCCACUUUUAAGGGAAAUCAAUAAUCAGUUUAACACGAAAACUACGUUUGUUUUAUAGGCAGCACCUUCCUUCACUUAUCAUCUUAAGUCAUUUUCAUAACUGUCACUAUUGCUGCCUAUUAUAAAUUUUAUGAUGCAAAUGUAUGGAAAACUUUCAUAUAAUUUCUUUGUUGUAUUGUGUGUAAAUGUUGUAUUUUCUUUAUUUGUUUCAUGGAAUAUUGUAGGAAACUGGUCUUUUUUCCAUUUGAACCAUUUUUGGUUGAUUUAGUUUUGUUUUACUUUGGGGUGGACACAAGCAUGUGCCUUAGGGAUUUAAGCAGGAAGAGGGUGGUGCCGGAGGUUUAUGGAGGCCCCAUCCCAGCAAGUGUUGUUUCACCAGGUGCUGGUUAGGUCCGGAUCAGCUGCACUAAAAAAUGCAUGUUUUGGCGGACUUAGCAAAGGGGGAGCCUACAGAUCCAGAGGUGAACAUCAACAACUGCACAAUGUAACUACUCAUUCAUGCUGUCUGACAUUUGUAUUAACAUUUUAAUGUGCAAAAAAUUUAAAUAAAAUAAUCUUUGAUGGUUGACUGUGAAA